CUGUUGUCGCUCUCUUUUCCACAUCGCAAUCUUUUUUUUUUCUUUUUUAAUCACUCUCCCCUCCCACAACACUAUUUGAUCAUCAUCUAAUCUAGUAACCGACUCGUGGAUGCACACCAAAGAGACGGACAAACUGGCAGUGAAGAAUAACUCACAAGCACCACCUAGCAACACCAUCGAUAUGGAUCCCUCAGCACCAGCCGCUUCGUCAACGCCUGCCGCUCAAAGCGAUCAGCAGCCUGCCAUAAGCGAGACAUCUCAAAGGAGCGGUAACCCACGAAGGGGCGGUCGUUCGAACCAGCAAUCAGGCCAGAAGGAAUCACAAGGCAAGGGCAGAGGAUCCAACAAUCACCGCAAUGACAAUCGCAGAAAGGACAAGGACAAAGACAAGACCGAUUCCUCGACUGCACCCGCCCUCAACUCACGGGCGCCAAGGACGAUAGCCGCUACGGACCCUGUUGAUUUGCAGGCCGGAAAGACAUUGCCGACAAGUGACACCAGCACCGAGGCAAUUCCCGCAGCAGCUGCGGGUGACGAAAAUGCGGAGCAACACUCCUGCUUCAUCUGCACUGAAAAUAUUGUUAUUUUUGCAGUGUCAGAUUGCAAUCAUCGCACAUGCCAUCUUUGCUCUCUGCGUCUGCGCGCGCUUUACAAGACCAAGAACUGCGCCUAUUGCAAGGCUGAUCAGGGCAUCAUGAUCUUUACGCGGGAUCCAGAAAAGGCGUUCCAGGACUACGAUCUCAAGCAGAUGGCAUAUUUCGACCGCAAGCUGAACGUGUAUUUCGAGGACCAGGAGAUGUACGAGGAUACCAUGGUGCUACUGAGGUUCAACUGCCCGGACCCCACCUGUGAAGUUGCCUGUCCAGACGGCUGGAACCAACUCAAGUCACACGUCAAGAAGGUCCACAAGUUGAUGCUUUGCGACCUUUGUGUCCGCCAUAAAAAGGUCUUUGCACACGAGCACAACUUGAUGACGGCCUCUCAGCUUAUGAAGCAUUUCAAGAACGGUGACUCUGGACAGACAAACCAAAACUCGGCCGAGCCUUCUGGGUUUAACGGACAUCCAGAGUGCGGGUUCUGCAAGGAGAGCUUUUAUGGCGAUGACGAACUGUUUGAACACUGCAAAAAGAACCACGAGCAGUGCUUUUUGUGUCUUCGAAGGAAUAUUCGCCACCAGUAUUACAACAAGUAUCCGGAUCUCGAGCGCCACCUUCACUCUGAGCACUAUGCCUGCAUGGAUCCAGAGUGUUUGGAAAAGAAGUUCGUCGUAUUUGAUUCGGACUUGGAUUUGAAGGCCCACGAGGCUGAGAUGCAUCCGAACUCGACCCAUGGCCAGCGAACGAGACUAAGAGAUGCCCGGAAGAUCGAUAUCAGCUUCAAUUACCAGUCUACUAGCGAAAGCUCUGGAUCUCGUCGUGGCGGCCGCAACAACCGUCAAAAUGGACGUGAUCAGGGCCAAAGCCGCCGCGCGCAGGAGGAAGAGGUCCCACGUCAGCCUCAACUUACACCCCAUCAGGUUCAACAGAUCGCCCUCCAACAGCAAAUGGCGGAAGAACAACAAAGACGCAACAACAAUGAGAUUCAGGACGCUGCGCAGGAAGGUGUCUCAAAUCUUUCGCUUGAUUCCUCCGCUUCAGGAACUAAAUCCAUGAUGCGAACUAAACCGCCCACUGGCUUUGGCUCGAGCCUUACAGAGCCGACUCCAGUGCGGCCCCAGAGCUCAGCGACUUCUGCCGCUGCUCGAGUUGCUGCGGGCAUUCAGCGAACAGCGAGUCCUAUGAGACCCUCUUCGCCCGUCGUCGUAAAUCAGUCCAAAGCUGAAUGGCCUGCUGUGUCCGCUGCAUCUGCGGCCCCAGUGGCAUCGACUGCAAGCCCUAUAUCUCGUCCUCAAUCGUCAUCCGGUGCUAGCAGCUCGCGAGGCGAUGUGGCCUCCGAAACUGUCAACAAACACGCCGCUUUGCAGGAUAGGGUUCAGCAGUACUUACAAGGCUCGUCAGGAACAUUGUCUCAAUUCAGAACGCUGACGACCCAAUACCGCAACUCUCAGAUUCCAGCCAACCAAUACAUCGCUUCGCUGUCCUCUCUCUUUUUGAACGAUCUUGAUAAAACCGGCAAGAUUAUACAGGGACUCUAUGAUGUUCUGGACUCGGAGAGCAAGAAGGUGGACAUGAUGCGUGCUUGGCGUGACUACAAGACGGUGCAGACUCAGUUCCCGUCGCUAGAGUCGACUGCAACGUCCAGCCCGACUAUGGCAGACAUUGUGACCCCAUCCACGCGCCGUGUGCUUGUAAUCAAGUCUUCUGGAACGACCCGUGGUGGACUCGGACAUUCAAAGCCAAAGUCGACGGCGACCUGGGAUCGAGCAGCGGCAGCGGCAGCGUCUUUGAACAGGACGAGUUCUCCUUCAGGGUCAAAGUCAACCGCUACGCCUGUGUUCUAUCCGACUCCGCAGCUGAAUUCGUCUGCGGCAUGGUCUCUGCCGCGGGGGUCAGGCGAUAGCGCCGUGCCGGAGCCCAGUUUGGGUAAUGGUAGUAGUACCAAUCAGAGCAGCAAUACUAAUGUCGGCAGUGCCAGUCGAGGUCAGUCUACAUCAUCAUGGGCAGGAAUCUCGCAGUCGUCGUCCGGAAAGAGUUCCCCAACACCUCAGUUCCGGCCAUCGAGUUCGACAGGUGGGCGCGGUCGAAUCGGAGGCACUGCAGAACAGUUCCCUUCGCUGGUAGGACAGGCACCUGUUGGAGGUAAGCCCUCAUUGGGGCUGCUGCCGAUGCAAAAGAGCAGGAGUAACCAGGCCAAUCAGGAUGAUGCGCCGAAUGGGUGGGUGAUGGGCUGGAGCAACCUUACAGCGGAUCAGGGCGAUGGCGAGGAGGAGACUGCGGGCGGCAAGAAGAAGAAGAACAAGAAGAAGAUUCUGUUUCAUGUUGGAUAAACGCUGUUGCACUGGGCAGCGUGCAUUGUAUGCGUUGGGUUUUGAAUUAGAACUGUAUCACUAAUUGGUAGACUUGCGUAGUCAUUCUUUGUUGGCUACGCAUAAAAAGAAGAAAAAACUUUCCAAC
Messenger RNA from Gamsiella multidivaricata, 3053 nucleotides. RefSeq lists its product as uncharacterized. Gene Ontology annotation, molecular function: ribosome binding; ubiquitin protein ligase activity. NCBI's taxonomy places the organism in Eukaryota, Fungi, Mortierellomycota, Mortierellomycetes, Mortierellales, Mortierellaceae. Gene Ontology annotation, biological process: rescue of stalled cytosolic ribosome; protein ubiquitination. The coding region runs from base 110 to 2926 and encodes 938 amino acids. The record is from RefSeq and is a predicted model, not a curated record. The transcript has 5 exons.